AUGAAAGGUGAAGAAGCUGACAGUGCCAAACGGGUUGAAUCAAACUCGGUGGUGGAUAGUGUAAUCAAUAACAGGAAAACCAAGAAGAAUGUUGAAAGUAGGUUACGAACGAGCGUAGAUGACUUAAAAUUGGCUAGAAAAAGAAUCAAAGAAGGCAAACUGAUGAAGAACAGAGGAGGGAGUGCAGGUAUGGAAGUCUUUGUUAUGAGAAGUGAGUACGAACAUCAAACAAGAGAAAUAAAAAAAGAAGCCCAAAAAAAUGAACCCUCGGAACAACUAAUUAAUGAAAUUGAACAGGAGAAUGAAAUAGAAACUAAAGAAACCUUAUCCGACGAUGAAUUACUCGAGAUAUUAGACCAGUUCGAAAUCAAGAAAAAUUUACAGCGAGAACUAGAAGUGGAACUAGCCAAUCUAUCGAUCCAAUAA
Tetrapisispora phaffii CBS 4417 is the source of this 426-nucleotide messenger RNA. RefSeq lists its product as uncharacterized. The record is from RefSeq and is a predicted model, not a curated record. The transcript has a single exon. The coding region runs from base 1 to 426 and encodes 141 amino acids. Lineage: Eukaryota; Fungi; Ascomycota; Saccharomycetes; Saccharomycetales; Saccharomycetaceae.